Molecule: messenger RNA, 2456 nt
Organism: Coregonus clupeaformis (lake whitefish)
Lineage: Eukaryota; Metazoa; Chordata; Actinopteri; Salmoniformes; Salmonidae
Gene: trim45
Product: tripartite motif containing 45
Exons: 6
Coding region: 265-2070 (601 amino acids)
Biological process (GO): positive regulation of DNA-templated transcription
Cellular component (GO): nucleoplasm; chromatin
Molecular function (GO): zinc ion binding; ubiquitin-protein transferase activity; protein binding
Source: RefSeq, a predicted model, not a curated record
CGUCCCUAGUGUGGAGUUUUACGGAAGAAAAGUAUAGGGUGUAGGAAACAGUGUAACAAUAGUUAUAUACCUACAUUGAAUGUUAUUUUGAAGUUACGGUAUGUAUGCUGGGGCUUUCUGUUGCCUACUGACUGUAAACUACGCUACUGAUAUAGUUGCAAAUUUGUAGCCUAGGUCGAUUUCGGACACCGGAAUUUUUUAUUCUUCAACAAAAAUCUGGCAACAAAGUGUUUUGAAAGAAACGAGACAAGACUAUAUACCACCAUGUCACGUUGUGACAAAAAUUUGGAAAAAGAUGUGGAUUCCUCGCCAACCCCGACCACAAACUCGAGCUCUAAAAACGGAGAUAAGGGGGACGUCGUGAUCAAUGCGAGGGCAGUGUGCCGCGUUUGUAAAUGUUUAUAUCGCGAGCCUAAAAUUAUGCAGUGUUUACACACCUUCUGCGCAGACUGCGUUCGUCAACUGGAACCAUUUUCGGUGUCUUCGGGCGUACACAAUGGCAAAGCGGUCCCUCUGGAAGGCGAGCAGCCCUCCUCUGCCGUCACCGUUCUCUGUCCGGAGUGUGACUCCGAGGUGGACAUUCCGUUGUCCGGGGUGGACGGGCUGACCACUGACCACUUGGCUCUGGACGAAGUGUUUCUGGAGACGCUGAUGAGCAAGAACUCUGUGGUAUGCGACCUGUGCAGCGACGGGGACGCAGAGAAGCGUUGUGAGGUGUGCAGUGUCAACCUCUGUGAGUUUUGUAUUCAAGCACACAGGAGACAGAAGAGGACGUCGUCUCACACCGUCCAGUGUCUGGAGGACCUGAAGACCCAGGGUCGUCUCUCUCGGCCCGUCCUGUGCUCCCUCCACCCUGGCCAGGAGCUGCGUCUCUUCUGUGAGCCCUGUGACCUACCUGUCUGCCUGGAGUGUGCCGCCACCUUCCACCGCGACCACCGCUGCCUCCCCACACGUGACGUCAUCGACCGCCAUGGGGGCCGUAUCCGAGAUCUGGUUACCGGGCGCCUGCGUCCACGGCUGGACCAGCUGGAGGAGUCACUGCGGAAGGUGGACCUAUCUCAGGAGGCCUUGCAGGCCAGAGUGGAUGAGGCGGUGGACGAGGUGCGUACCUUCGCAAGGGGCUACGCUAGCGCUGUAGAGUCGCACUGCCUGUUGCUGCUACGGCGCUUAGAGGAGCUGGGUCUGCAGCGCAGGAAUCAUCUCCACCUGCAGAGGGCGCAGCUGCAGCAGGCCCUGAAGGACACCCGUGGGGGGGUGGAGUUCGCGGAGCGGCUGCUGACCUGCGGGUCGGAUGCAGAAAUCCUCAGUGCUAAGGAUGUGACCCUCCGCAGGCUGGCUGGCCUGAUGGAGACGGGCUACAACCCCCACCCAGCAACCAUCACCCCUUAUGACGGUAGCAGUAUCUGCUUCCUGCCACGGGAGAGUGCAGGCGUGGUGGCGGGGUACCCUAUGGUGGGGGUGAUCCACGCCAAGACCCUGGAGCUCAGCAGGUGCACCAUCGAGGGGGAAGGUGUACAGCGUGGCAGGGAAGGCCAGAGAGGGGAGUUCACCCUGGUGUGUAGAGACUCUGCUGGGAAGCAGAUGGGUCGUGGAGGGGAAGCUGUCCUGGUCAGCAUGGUCCACAAGGAGAAGAAAGACUGCAGAGUGGAGGCGGCGGUGGUGGAUAACAGUGAUGGCUCCUAUUCUGUCUCCUACACCCCCAUGGAGCCAGGGUUCUACUCCGUGUGGGUGUGUGUCAAGACCCAACACGUUAAGGGUUCCCCAUUUGUCCUGAAUGUGAAGAGACAGGUCCGAUGGCACCGUGGAACGUUCCACUGCUGUUCCUUCUGCUCCAGUGGGGGUUCUAAAGAGGCCCGUUGUGGCUGCACGGGCACCAUGCCAGGAGGGUUCCAGGGCUGUGGUCAUGGCCAUAAGGGUCACCCUGGUAAGCCCCACUGGUCAUGCUGUGGCAGUACGGUGGAGGCCUCAGAGUGCCUGCCACAGAGUGUGAUAACGGCAGUGGGGGGAACAAUAACAGCAGUGGGGGGGACAGGCUCGCCCCGGGGCCACCUCAGGACAGUGGAGCUCUGAGGGACAGGGCCAGGACAACCCUACCCCACCAGACAUCAUGGGUCUACGAAUCAACCCUUUCAGAUGAUGAACGAAAUACUGGGAAAGAAGUGGGACAGUGGGGAUAAAUGUUAGAAGAAAUUAAUGAAGAAAAAGUCAAUAACUUGAAAGGCCGCAGCAUUACUUAUGAAUUUCUAUGAAUUUCUAUUUUCUAUUAAAUAUACCCACAAGCUGUAGAUGUUAUACACACUACACAAAACAAUAUUUGUUGUGGUCCACUACUGUACCUAACUGUUCUGUUUUUUCUAUUGUUGUGCAUGUGCAUGUUACAUCACCAGACUGACUUAGUGCCUUUUAUGUAUUUGAAAGACCCUUAUUUUUAUUGUUAAUAAAUAACACUGGAAUAA